GUCACAUGUUUGUUCUUUUAACUAAGCGACCAUUCCUCUGACAACAAACAUGGCGCUCAACCUGGUAGCAAAAGUGCACCCGGUGGUGUUUUUCACCAUUGUGGACUCUUAUGAGAGAAGAAAUCCUGACGCCCACCGUGUAAUUGGCACCCUUUUGGGCACCAUAGGUGUUGACAAGGGAGCCAUUGAGAUAACCAACUGCUUCUGUGUUCCUCACAAUGAGUCUAAAGAAGAGGUUGCAGUAGAAUUGGACUUUGCUAAAGAUAUGUAUGAAUUGCAUCGCAAAGUAAAUCCCGGUGAAGUGAUUGUGGGGUGGUGGGCAACUGGUCAUGAAAUCACUGACCAUUCAUUGCUCAUACACGAUUACUAUUCAAGAGUCACCAACAACCCCAUUCAUCUAACUGUGGAUACUACUCUGCAUGGAGGGCAGAUGAACAUAAAGGGAUAUGUGAGUGCCAGUAUGGGAGUUCCUGGCCGCACUCCAGGCACCAUGUUUGCUCCUAUUCCAGUUGAGGUUAUCUCUUAUUUACCUGAGAUAGUAGGAACAAAUGCCACACAAAAGAGCAAAUAUAACAGGCAGCGUUUAGUGGAACCUACAACUGACUUGCAUCAGAUUUCUGAGGCAACGCAAAACAUGGAAGCAACUCUUGACAUUCUAAUUGCAUAUGUUGAUGAUGUCCUAAGUGGAAAAGUACAAGCUGACAAUUAUAUUGGCCGUGAGCUAACCAGGAUGGUGAACCAGGUACCUAAGAUGUCUGCACAUGACUUUGAGGAAAUGCUGAACACCAACAUGAAGGUACUAAAUAAUUAUAUUGUUAGGAAAAGAUGAUGACACUAUGCAAAA
Messenger RNA from Cherax quadricarinatus, 844 nucleotides. Lineage: Eukaryota; Metazoa; Arthropoda; Malacostraca; Decapoda; Parastacidae. The record is from RefSeq and is a predicted model, not a curated record.